Molecule: messenger RNA, 1533 nt
Organism: Scheffersomyces coipomensis
Lineage: Eukaryota; Fungi; Ascomycota; Pichiomycetes; Serinales; Debaryomycetaceae
Gene: NGT1
Product: Ngt1p
Exons: 1
Coding region: 1-1533 (510 amino acids)
Source: RefSeq, a predicted model, not a curated record
AUGUCAAGUACUGAUGAAAAGAAAUUGGAAAUUCAUUCCUCCACCGGUGAAUCUUCGGGUCUCGAAGAACAUAUCGCCUUAAAAAGACAUACUGAAGAAGAAAUUGAAUCUUCUGGUUUAUGGUAUGAUAAGAAAAGAUCUAUUGGUCUUUUCUCCUUCAGAUACUCAAGUGCCAUGACUCAAAUCGUCAUGUUAGCCUUUGUUUUAUUUAUGACUUCUGGUAUGUUCAACUCUCUUUCUGGUAUUGGAGCUUCUAUUUCAGAUGUCGCUACUUCAGAUAAUGCUAAUGUUGCCUUAUAUUCAACUUUUGCUUCGAUUGGUUUCUUCGGUGGUACUAUUUGUAACACCAUUGGUGUUAAACCAUCUUUAAUCUUUGGUGGUUUCGGUUAUGCUUUAUAUGCUGCUUCUUUAUUCGUUUUCAAUAGAGUUGAAAAUAAAGGGUUCGUUAUCUUUGCUGGUGCUUUCUUAGGUCUUUGUGCUGCUGUCUUAUGGGCUGCUCAAGGUACCAUCAUUAUGUCUUAUCCAACUGAAGAUAAAAAAGGUAGAGCCAUUAUGAUUUUCUGGAUUAUCUUUAAUUUAGGUGCUGUUAUUGGUGCCAUUGUUCCAUUAGCUAAUAAUAUUGAAAAUCAAAAUACUGGUGCUGUUUCAAAUGGUACUUUCGUUGCUUUCAUUAUUUUAAUGUGUUUAGGUUCAGUUAUUGCUUCAUUCAUGUUACCAAUGGAAAAAGUUUGGAAAACUGAUGGUACAAGAGUUAUGACUCAAAAACAUCCAAAUUGGAAAACUGAAUUAAUUGGUUUAUGGAAAUUAUUAAUUAGUGAACCAAAAAUCUUAUUAUUAUUCCCAAUGUUCUUUGCUUCUAAUUGGUUCUAUACUUAUCAAUUUAAUGAUUUCAAUGCUGGUAGAUUCAAUGUUAGAACCAGAUCAUUAAACUCUUUAUUAUAUUGGGCUUCUCAAAUGGGUGGUUCCGUCGUUAUUGGUACUAUUUUAGAUUUAAAAAGAUUUAAAAGAUCCACUAGAGCUAGAAUUGGUUGGGUUAUUGUUUUCGUCUUAGGUAUGGGUAUCUGGGGUGGAGGUUUAAAAUUCGCUUUACAAUUCGAUAGAUGGGAUGUUAAUGCUGCAAACCCAGAUGCUUUAGUUCCAAUUGAUUAUACUCAUGGUAAUUAUAUCGGUCCAAUGUUCCUUUAUAUGUUCUAUGGUGCCUUUGAUGCUAUUUUCCAAUCUUUUAUUUUCUGGACUUUAGGUGCUUUAUCAAACAAUCCAAAAAAGACUGCUUUAUACGCUGGUUUCUAUAAAGGUAUUCAAUCUGCUGGUGCCGCUAUCGCUUGGAGAUUAGAUGCCAUUGCUAUCCCAUACAUGGAUUUAUUCGGUUCAGCUUGGGGUUUAACCAAUGGUUCUUUAUUAAUUGCUGCUCCAUUGAUUUUAUUCAGAAUUACUGAUACUACUGAAGCUGAAGCUGAUGGUAUUACUCAAAUCAUGGAAGAUUCAGAAUUAACCGUGGUUAAAUCUACCACUGAUCAUGUUGAAGAAGCUUAA